CAAUGGGUUGUGUUCACGGGAAGUGCUUUGGGCGCUUCAAGAAGUUCUUCUGCUUUAGCUGCAGUUUCGACUGCCUUUGCUGCGUUAGCUGCAGCCACUGUCAAGCCUCUUGCACCGCUGCCGCCGGCGACGACUCCUUCGGGGAUAACGAAAUCGCCCCCUCGCAGCUCCGCGGUCGCUGCGGCCUUUCCCACGUUCUCACCGGCGCAUCGCUUAGCGCCGCCGAUGUUCCCUCCGCCGGCCUCCGCCUGCACUUCUCCACCCUCACGCAGCGCGGUUACUACCCCGACGAGCCGGAUAGAACCAACGAGGACAGCUUCUGCGUGAAGCUGCGCCUGCAGGGCGACCCCGAGCUCCACCUCUUCGGCGUCUUCGACGGCCACGGCAAGUUCGGCGCGCAGUGCUCCGAGUUCGUCCGCGACAAGCUCCCGGACUUCCUCGCCGCCGAUGCGCGACUGCCGGAGAACCCCGUAGAAGCCUUUAACUCGGCCUUCGCCGCCACGAAUCGCGCUCUGCGCGAGAGCGCGAUCGACGACAGUAACAGCGGCACGACGGCGAUCGCGGUGCUGGUGCGUGGCGACACGCUGUUCGUGGCCAACGUGGGGGAUUCCCGGGCGGUGUCGGGAGUCAGGAAAGAUGAGCGUGUGGUCGCAGAGGAGCUGUCGAGCGACCAGACCCCAUUCCGGCGGGACGAAUGCGAGAGGGUGAAGCGGUGUGGCGCGCGGGUGUUGACGAUCGAUCAAAUAGACGGCGUGAAGGAUCCGAACGUGGAGUGCUGGGACGAGAAGGACCCCGACCCGCCGAGGGUGUGGGUGCAGGACGGGAAGUAUCCGGGGACGGCCUUCACCAGGAGCGUGGGGGAUGCAACAGCAGAGAGUGUCGGCGUGGUCGCCGUGCCGGAGGUGAAGGAGGUGAACAUCACGGACGACCAUGCGUUCUUUGUAAUAGCCAGCGAUGGGGUUUUCCAGUUCCUCUCCAGUCAAGCUGUAGUCGACAUGGUUUCUAGUUUCGUGGAUCUGAGGAACGCUUGCUCGGCGGUUGCUGCUGAAUCGUACAAGUUGUGGUUAGAGAAAGACUAUCGGACCGAUGAUAUAACAAUCAUCGUCGUGCAGAUCGAAGAUUUGUCCGAGAUCAGUUUCCCUUGCAUUCCCAGUGAGUCAGUAGCUUGAUACCAAAAGCCAAUGCGCCUUCUUUUCUUCAACUCCUAGUUCAGUAGCAAAAGUCAAUGAAGGAUUCUUAAUGAUGUUCC
Molecule: messenger RNA, 1249 nt
Organism: Zingiber officinale
Lineage: Eukaryota; Viridiplantae; Streptophyta; Magnoliopsida; Zingiberales; Zingiberaceae
Product: probable protein phosphatase 2C 35
Exons: 2
Coding region: 3-1169 (388 amino acids)
Biological process (GO): protein dephosphorylation
Cellular component (GO): nucleus; cytosol
Molecular function (GO): protein serine/threonine phosphatase activity; cation binding
Source: RefSeq, a predicted model, not a curated record